This is a messenger RNA of Rhizophagus irregularis DAOM 181602=DAOM 197198, 1682 nucleotides long. The record is from RefSeq and is a predicted model, not a curated record. NCBI's taxonomy places the organism in Eukaryota, Fungi, Glomeromycota, Glomeromycetes, Glomerales, Glomeraceae.
GGGAAAAAAGCUUUAUCAACAAUAAAUCAGCCACUUUAAUGCAUCGGCAUAAUCAUCUUUUUCCCAUCAUUAAAAAAACCAUCCCCUUGCGGCUCAUACAUACAAAGACUUCAAACAUCUGUAACAUUUGGUUAUUACUUAUUUCUAGGUUUUUCGUUUUUCAGCUAAUUAUUUAGGAUUUUGUAAAUUUUUUUUUCCAACUGGAUUUUAAACAUAAGUCUUUUUUAAUAAUAUUUUCUGUCUUAUAAUAUGGCUGACGAGUUUGAUAUAUACAACGAUAGUAACUUUGAUGGAGGAAUUGGAGAUACCCAAAUAGAUUUGUAUGCCGAGAUUUUAGAUGAUGAAAGUCGACCAGCUAAACGUAAAAGAGAUAACGACUUAGAUUACAGUGUUUCUAUUUCUGACCACCAUCAUGGUGAUCAUGAAAUCAAAGAUGGUGAUGAUGAUUUGUUUGCUGAUUUCGGGGAAGGUGAAAAGGGUUUUGAAGUGAAAAUGGAAGGAUCCGAAGACGAUUCAAAAUCAAAUACACAAAAUUCCACUCUAGAAGGUCAUGACAAUGCUGUGCCACGAGUUUCUUCUGCAAAUAGUGGUAUGAGUCAUCAACUUCCAGAUCGUAAACCAGUAGCAAAUGCCACAAACGCGUUAUAUAUUGGUGAUUUGAAUUGGUGGACUACGGAUGAGGAUCUUAGGAACGUUGCUCGUGAUGUUGGUGUAGGAUCGGAUGUAACAGAAGUAACCUUCUAUGAACAUAAAGUGAACGGAAAAUCACGAGGAGUUGCUUAUAUGGAAUUUAUUUCAUCAGAGUCGGCAAGUAAGGUUAAAGAGAGAAUGGAGGCAGUUGAAAUCACGGGUAAAAAAUGUCUCGUCAAUUUUACAAGUUCAGCAAAUGGUAAUCCUUUUAAAACCGUACCGAAAGAACCUCCACCAAAAGCUGCUCGUCAAGCAAUGCAACAGCAAGCUUCUGGAGGUCAGCGAACAUCCACGAAUCUUCCUGUACGUCCUGCAGUUAUGAGACCAAGUGGGAUGGAAUUUCAUCAUCCGCGUGGUGGUUUCCGAGGAGCACCCGAACCAAGAAAUUUCUUUAAUCCAUAUGGUGCUUUUGCUUCAGGCCGUGGAGGUUAUAUGAAUGGUUUCGGUGGUGUAGGAGAUGCAUCUGCAUUUGGAAUGAAUCCUAUGAUGACAGCACGUGGUGGAAUGAUGGGUAUGCGAGGACAAGUUCCUGCUCGUCGUGGAAUGAUGGGUGGACGAGGAGUAAUGCGUGGAGGAUACAAUGAAGAUUUCAGUAUGGGAGGUGGUUUCACCGGAGGAUUUCCUGCACCACAUUUUAAUCCAGCAUUCUUUGAAAGUGGAUAUGGAGGUGCGGAUGAAACAGUACCCGUAGCGCCACGAGGACAAAGGUAUUUCCCCUCCCAAUAGCCGCCAUGGUUUCCGUGAUGAGGAUGAUCUUUUUAAUUAGACUCUUAAUAAAACUAUUGACCUUUUAAAUAAAUUAUUAAAUAUAUACAGAGGGUAUGAUAAAGCGCACCAUGGAAUAAAAAGAAUUCGUGAUGAUGAACAUGGGCGCAUGGAUGGGCGAGGUAGCCUAAAAACGUGAUAUUUAAUCAAACUUCUUAUUCCUUUUUUUUUUUCUUAUCUCCUCUCUCCUUCCCCUUUUUACUUUUCAAGAUAAAAAAUUAUUAUUA